Vanrija pseudolonga is the source of this 605-nucleotide messenger RNA. It is a transcript of the gene RPS13, whose product is annotated as 40S ribosomal protein S13. NCBI's taxonomy places the organism in Eukaryota, Fungi, Basidiomycota, Tremellomycetes, Trichosporonales, Trichosporonaceae. The record is from RefSeq and is a predicted model, not a curated record. The transcript has 2 exons. Gene Ontology annotation, molecular function: small ribosomal subunit rRNA binding; structural constituent of ribosome. Gene Ontology annotation, biological process: translation. The coding region runs from base 72 to 527 and encodes 151 amino acids. Gene Ontology annotation, cellular component: ribosome; nucleolus; cytosolic small ribosomal subunit.
AAGACACCUGCUACUCUUCUCGACGACUUCGCAACCCUCAAGUCUACCCCCCACACACAAAUCUAUUCAAAAUGGGUCGCAUGCACUCCAAGGGCAAGGGUAUCUCGGCUUCGGCCCUCCCCUACCGCCGCUCGCAGCCUUCCUGGUCCAAGGCCACCUCUGACGAGGUCGCCGACCAGAUCUUCAAGCUCGCCCGCCGCGGUCUCUCGCCCUCGCAGAUCGGCGUCAUCCUCCGUGACUCGCACGGCAUCCCCCAGGUCAAGUCGGUUACGGGCAACAAGAUCCUCCGUAUCCUCAAGACCAACGGCCUCGGCCCCUCCAUCCCCGAGGACCUCUACCACCUCGUCAAGAAGGCCGUCUCGAUCCGCAAGCACCUCGAGCGCAACCGCGGCGACCGUGACGCCAAGUUCCGCAUGAUUCUCGUCGAGUCGCGUAUCCACCGUCUUGCCCGCUACUACAUCAAGAAGCAGCAGCUCCCUCCUACCUUCAAGUACGAGGCUGCCACUGCCUCGACCCUUGUCGCCUAAGCGCCCGCAUUGCGCUCCCCGCCGGCUCUUUGUGUAUCCAUUUCUACUACGCAGGGAUGAUGAAACCACUUUCAUCGG